Molecule: messenger RNA, 1251 nt
Organism: Recurvomyces mirabilis
Lineage: Eukaryota; Fungi; Ascomycota; Dothideomycetes; Mycosphaerellales; Teratosphaeriaceae
Gene: LEU5
Product: coenzyme A transporter
Exons: 1
Coding region: 1-1251 (416 amino acids)
Biological process (GO): mitochondrial coenzyme A transmembrane transport
Cellular component (GO): mitochondrial inner membrane
Molecular function (GO): coenzyme A transmembrane transporter activity
Source: RefSeq, a predicted model, not a curated record
AUGAUCCACGAAGAUGCUGACUGGCCCGGUGGCAGAAAUGUCGCCAACGACCUAUCGACCCACGAACCACCUGAGAUGACAUCUCAACACACCACAUCCGCCGCCGGCACAAGCCCAUCAAUAUGUCCUGCCGACCACGAAGCCAUCGUGCCCUUACGACACCAACCCAACGAUGAGCAGCAGCGUAAAAUACCGAAGCAAAGCUGGGAGUACAUCGUCAAAAGCGGUGUCGCAGGGGGUAUCGCAGCCUGCGCAGCAAAAACAGUAGUGGCACCACUGGACAGAGUCAAAAUCCUCUUCCAAGCCAGUAACCCUGAAUUCGCGAAAUACACCGGCACCUGGACCGGCGCGAUCAGAGCGAUCCAGGAUAUCUACCGUACAGAUGGCGGACGGGGCCUGUUUCGCGGCCACAGUGCGACGUUACUUAGGAUCUUCCCGUACGGUGGCAUCAAAUUCUUGGCUUAUGAGCAGAUUCGCGCGGUUCUGAUCAAGGGUAAGGAUCAAGAGACGCCGUUGCGGAGGUUCAUGGCGGGGAGUCUGUCCGGGUGCGCGAGUGUGUUUGCCACGUAUCCGCUUGAGGUUAUUCGGGUACGAUUGGCGUGGGAGACCAAGGGGCAGAAGAGGGUGACGGUUCGGGAUAUUUGUCGCACGAUAUACCAUGAACAUCCGCCUGCUCCUAAGCCGCCGAGUGCAGAGGUGUUGCAGCAGAGUUUGAAUAUCCCGAGGUCUGCGGCGACGGCUGUUAGUGCGACGAGUGAGGCUGUUAGUGCUAUUACCGUCCGAUCUGGAUUGGCGAAUUUCUUUCGAGGGUUUACGCCAACGCUCUGGGGUAUGAUACCCUACGCCGGGACAUCGUUUCUCGUUCAUGAUAUGGCGGGAGAUUUCAUGCGAUUACCACAUCUUACACCAUAUACCGUUCUACCCAUGUCCGAGCGAUCGCAGAAGCAUCUCGCGCCAGGCAAAUCUACACCAUUACGCGCUUGGGCCGAACUAGCUACUGGAGCGAUUGCUGGGUUUGUGAGCCAGACUACAUCGUAUCCUCUCGAGGUUGUGCGGCGAAGGAUGCAAGUUGGUGGUGUAGUUGGUGAUGGACACAGACUUACGAUGGUGGAGGUUGGCAGGAACAUUCUCAAGGAUAGAGGGUGGAGAGGCUUCUUUGUUGGGUUAGGGAUUGGGUAUGUCAAGGUGAUUCCUAUGGUGGCGACGAGCUUUUAUGUUUAUGAGAGGGGGAAAGUGUAUUUUGGGAUAUGA